Molecule: messenger RNA, 1233 nt
Organism: Oncorhynchus tshawytscha (Chinook salmon)
Lineage: Eukaryota; Metazoa; Chordata; Actinopteri; Salmoniformes; Salmonidae
Product: protein-lysine methyltransferase METTL21C-like
Exons: 4
Coding region: 136-1152 (338 amino acids)
Biological process (GO): peptidyl-lysine methylation
Cellular component (GO): cytoplasm; cytosol
Molecular function (GO): protein-lysine N-methyltransferase activity
Source: RefSeq, a predicted model, not a curated record
UCAAGUGUUGGACUUGGGGUUUACAAAGUGUGGGAGAGACUGAGCCUGUAGAGAGUGCUGGCUGUACCAUUAGUAGCUAACUUGUCAUUUCAAAAUCAGUGCAGUUGAUGUAAAAUAAUCGUAUUUCAGAUUUUUAUGGAUCCUUUAGGCACAAAUCACAAAGAUGAGAAGGACACUGCAUUCAUUACAGUAGAGGAGGAGGAAGAUGAGAAAGAUGAUAGCGAGACAACAGUGAUAGACGGUGAGGAGGAAUCAGAUGACAAAGCCAAGGAGACUGAACCCCGGCAGCAGAAGGAGCAGGCCUGGGCCCCCACUACCUACUCCAAGUUUGGUAAAGAGGUGUUUUGCUACGUAGGAGAGGAGAUCAGCAUCUUUGAGGCCUUGGACUCUUACGGUGCUGUCACCUGGCCAGCGGCGUUGGCUCUGUGUCACUACCUAGAGACCAACGUUGAGCAGUUGAACCUGGUGGACAAGGCAGUGCUGGAGCUCGGAGCAGGUCCUGGCCUAGUGUCUAUUGUAGCCACACUCCUAGGUGCCUGGGUCACAGCUACAGACCUACCAGAGAUCAUAGGUAACCUGAGAGCCAACCUGCUCCGUAACACAAGAGGGCGCUGUAGGAACACUCCCCAAGCUGCAGCUCUGUCCUGGGGUCCUGACGUGGAACGCAUCUACCCCAGAUCUGUCUAUCGCUAUGACUACGUGCUGGCGGCUGACGUGGUGUAUCACCAUGACUACCUGGAAGAGCUGCUGUUCACCAUGAGAUACUUCUGCCGUCCAGGAACCACUCUGAUCUGGGCCAACAAGGUCCGCCUCAAGACAGACCUGAGCUUCACAGAGAACUUCAAGAACACGUUCAACACCACCCUGCUGGCUGAGAUUGGAGAGGUAAACAUAUUAAUGGGCACGUGUCGAGAAACAGAGGAGAAACCAGAGCUAGACCCAGGAAAACAACAGGAAGAGGAGGAAACCAGAGCUGGACCCAGGAAAACAACAGGAAGAGGAGGAGGAGCCAAAGCUGGUCCCAGAAAAACAACAGGAAGAGGAGAAGGAACCAGAGCUGGACUCAGGAAAACUACAGGAAGAGGAGGAACCACAGCUGGACCCAGGAAAACAACAGGAAGAGGAGGAGGAACCAGAGCUGGUCCCAGGUAAACAACAGGAAGAGGAGGAGGAAGAACAUGUCUGUUUACAGGUGGAGGAAAAUGGUUUAGAGGAAAAGGAGGAAGAGUUUGA